Gossypium arboreum is the source of this 653-nucleotide messenger RNA. Its product is annotated as dirigent protein 4-like. The coding region runs from base 83 to 613 and encodes 176 amino acids. Lineage: Eukaryota; Viridiplantae; Streptophyta; Magnoliopsida; Malvales; Malvaceae. The transcript has a single exon. The record is from RefSeq and is a predicted model, not a curated record.
GGGUUUUAUCAGUAUAAAUGAAGCAGCAAUUCUAUAGCUUUAAUCUACAUUUCGAACCAGAAAUUAUAGUAAAUCAGAGACAAUGAGAGGAACAUGGAUGUUGAGUUGGAUUCUGAUCAUCUGCCUCUCCCAAGUAGCAGUGCAGAGCCAAUACUACUCGGAGACCCUACCAUAUCAUCCCAGGCCAGUUAAGGUCACCAAUCUUCACUUCUUUAUGCACAGAACUACGGGUGUUACAAUAGUCGUGGUAGCCCAAGCUAACAGCACAAGCAACGACAAUAAUUCAUCAGUGCCAUUUGCCUCCUUAUUUGCCAUUAAUGAUCCCCUCAGGACUGGUCCUGAGCCUGACUCAGAGUUGAUUGGAAAUAUUCAGGGUAUUGCGUCAGUGGCCGGAAUGAAUGCAUCGAGCACGGAAUACCUAGAUUUUGGAUUUAAUACUGGUAAGUUUAACGGUAGCUCUCUAAGCGUAUUUUCAAGGGGAGAACCUGAUCUUGCCGUGGUCGGAGGAAGAGGACAAUUCAUGAUGGCAAGAGGGGUUGCACAAUUUAAUCCUAUCCUUGUAAAUGCCACCAAUAUCAUUGCUGAAUUUAACGUUACUGUAAUUCAUUACUAAGGUGUUAUUUACAGACUCAAUUCUCUUGGAUUGUGAAAAA